Molecule: messenger RNA, 1086 nt
Organism: Synchytrium microbalum
Lineage: Eukaryota; Fungi; Chytridiomycota; Chytridiomycetes; Synchytriales; Synchytriaceae
Product: 2-aminoethylphosphonate---pyruvate transaminase
Exons: 7
Coding region: 1-1086 (361 amino acids)
Cellular component (GO): peroxisome
Molecular function (GO): L-alanine:glyoxylate transaminase activity; L-serine:pyruvate transaminase activity
Source: RefSeq, a predicted model, not a curated record
AUGUCAACCCCAGCUGCAUCUCACAUGGGACCACACUUUGUUGAGAUAUUUGGACAAGCUCUUGAUGAUAUGAAAGUCGUCUUCCAAGCUCCUACCUCUCAACCUUACUUGAUUGCUGGAUCUGGAACUCUUGGUUGGGAUGUUGUCGCCACCAACUUUGUGGAACCUGGUGAAUCAGUAUUGAUUCUCAACACUGGAUUGUUUGGAGAUCGAUUUGGAGACUGUCUGGAAACAUACGGCGCUAAAGUAACCCACUUGCGCUCUCCCUUCGGAUCUCGUGCAUCACUAGAAGACAUCAAAACUGCCUUGACAUCCGUAUCAAAGCCUUACAAGGCGAUCACUAUCACUCACAUUGACACAUCAUCUGGUGUUUUGUCAGAUGCAGAAAGCAUCUCAAAGCUCGUUCAUCAAGUAUCACCAUCAACUUUGGUUAUAGUCGAUGCUGUAUGUUCAGCUGGUGCCGAAGUCAUUCGUCAAGAUGCUUGGGGUUUGGAUGUGGUCUUGACUGGUUCUCAAAAGGCCCUAGGUGCACCACCUGGUCUUUGUGUUUUGAUGGUGUCUGCUCGUGGUCUCGAAACUGUAAACAGUCGAGUUGCACCACCGGCUACAUAUUACGCUUCGUUGAAGAGGUGGACACCCAUCAUGCAAGGUUAUAUGGCACGAAAGCCAGGUUAUUUCGGUACUCCACCAGUCCAACUCAUUACUGCUCUUGGUACCUCGUUACGUCAAAUUGUAACGGCUGAUGGCGGUAUGGAAGGACGAUGGGCCAAGCAUGCUACUAUGAAUGCCCAUGUGAAAAAGUUCGUACAGGAUAAGGGCCUCAAAUUGGUACCAACAAAAGAAGGAGAAGCAAACGCCAUGACUGCGGUUUACUAUCCAGAAGGUGUCACUCCAGCUUCUUUCUUGAGCGGCGUAUUUGCUCGUGGAGUCCAGAUUGCUGGGGGUCUGCAUCCUGAUUACGCUACCAAGUACUUUAGAAUUGGGCAUAUGAAUGUAUCUGCUAUUGAGCCCUCUAAUGGUCAUGUCGACAAGACUCUGGUAGCUGUAGCUGAGUCUUUGAAGGAAAACGGUUACGCCCAUCUAUAG